UCCAAUUCCAAACGCUGCCUAGAACUAGAAGAAGAAGAAGCAUUCCCAAAAGUUUCGCUUUCUUAAGGCGGUUGUGGAGAGAAGAGAGAAUUUCGAAUCUGUUGCGUAAUUGGUUGGUCACUCAAUUUCGGUAGCCUUGCGAAUCAAAUCGAACCAGUGAGUGAAGAAGUUAAACUAUGUCGGACGAGGAGCACCAUUUCGAGUCCAAGGCCGACGCCGGCGCCUCCAAGACCUUUCCUCAGCAGGCCGGCACCAUUCGCAAGAACGGCUACAUCGUCAUUAAAAACCGCCCUUGCAAGGUUGUUGAAGUUUCCACUUCCAAGACUGGGAAGCAUGGUCAUGCCAAGUGCCACUUUGUUGGGAUUGACAUAUUCAGUGGGAAGAAGCUUGAAGAUAUUGUGCCCUCUUCUCAUAACUGUGAUGUUCCUCAUGUCAAUCGUAUCGACUAUCAGCUGAUUGAUAUCUCUGAGGAUGGAUUUGUGAGUUUACUAACUGAUAGUGGUAACACCAAAGAUGACCUGAGGCUCCCAACUGAUGAGAAUUUGCUCUCCCAGAUAAAGGAUGGUUUUGCUGAGGGGAAAGACCUGGUUGUGAGUGUGAUGUCUGCUAUGGGAGAAGAGCAGAUCUGCUCUCUGAAGGACAUUGGUCCAAAGUAAUUCCUACAUCUUUUGCAAAUUGUUUUCAAAGUUAGAUCAGAAAGCUUUUCUAUGAGAGCAUUUGCUGUUUUUUCUUUUUUAGUUAGAUUAUUUUUGCGUUGAGAUUAAGAUUUGAUAUUGUACUAUUGUACGAGAAUUAUAAACAAAAAUUAAGUCAUGGGUUUUUGAUAUAUUAAA
Molecule: messenger RNA, 833 nt
Organism: Diospyros lotus (date-plum)
Lineage: Eukaryota; Viridiplantae; Streptophyta; Magnoliopsida; Ericales; Ebenaceae
Product: eukaryotic translation initiation factor 5A
Exons: 5
Coding region: 177-656 (159 amino acids)
Biological process (GO): positive regulation of translational elongation; positive regulation of translational termination
Molecular function (GO): ribosome binding; RNA binding; translation elongation factor activity
Source: RefSeq, a predicted model, not a curated record